Messenger RNA from Hordeum vulgare subsp. vulgare (domesticated barley), 1120 nucleotides. Its product is annotated as acyl carrier protein 3, chloroplastic-like. Bases 515 to 976 code for a protein of 153 amino acids. The transcript is spliced from 6 exons. Lineage: Eukaryota; Viridiplantae; Streptophyta; Magnoliopsida; Poales; Poaceae. Gene Ontology annotation, biological process: fatty acid biosynthetic process. Gene Ontology annotation, molecular function: acyl carrier activity. The record is from RefSeq and is a predicted model, not a curated record.
UCGACCAAGUCGAGCUCGCUCUCCCCCGUAUCCCUCCCCUUCUCCUGCUCUCCCUCCCAGCGGCGGCCGCCUCGUCGGACGCGCUCCUCGACGGCGUCGGGUACCUCCCCGCGCGGCCCCUGGGCCAAGCAGGACACCAUCGGCAAGGUGUGCGGGAUCGUCAAGAAGCAGAUGGCCGUCGCCCAAGACACCCUCGUCAACGGGGUCACAAAGUUCGCCGACCUCGGUGCAGAUUCCCUGGACACGCUUAGCUGAGACUCAACACGGUGUCGAUUUGGUUGGUUCUGUCUCGCUUGAAUCGCCUCGUCCUGUUAAAAAGCGCUCCACAGCGCCUCCAAGCUCCAAGCCUCCAACGUACACGACCCUCAGCAUCCGAUCGACCAGCGACGGUUCUUUGCUCCUACCACAUGAUUUUUUGGCUCGCUAUGGUCCUGUAAUACAUCCUGAUGCUACAUUCUCCGGCACCAUAAUUGGUUUGGCUGCCUACAAGCUACCAUUUCUAACUGCUGAAUUCAUGGUAGGUGGUUCGGUUACUACAGUCUCACAGACUAGUCGUGCUACCUUCAAAGUGGUUACUAAUCGUACAUUAUUCGACAAGGCAAAAGAAUGGAUGGUUAUAUACCUACUCAUUUUACAGCUGCCCUGGUUCGAUUCCUCCCAAGAGCGGAUCUGCGCCAAAGGGCAACUUUUCUUGCUCAUGCGGAUAACGGCCACUGGCUGCUCCACAACAACGACAAGCACGACAGCCUUGACGAAGUUGUCCGUCGCCGACACCGAAGAGAAAGCCCACCUUCUCCAGACUUGCAUGACGGGAGGGGAGGGGGCGGCCACUGCCUCCUUCACACACCAAGCCGCCGACACCGAAGUGCAAGCCCGCCUUCUCCAGAGUUUGCAAAGGAGCUUUACGUUCAGAGCAUGGUUGUUUGCAGAGAGUGGCGGACACUACUUUGAUCCUUUGACAGAUAGUUCUUCAUAAUGUGAUAGUGUAUAGGCCUUCUUUCUGGGGACCUACUGCUCAAUUACUGCAGUCCUUGGCUGCUACUGACCAAAAUUUUUACAAAUCUGUCUACAUGUUUUCUUUCUAUAUAUUUACAAAUAUCCUAUCAAUCCAUUUUUAAAA